Cyprinodon variegatus (sheepshead minnow) is the source of this 1911-nucleotide messenger RNA. It is a transcript of the gene avpr2b.1, whose product is annotated as vasopressin V2 receptor-like. Gene Ontology annotation, cellular component: membrane. The record is from RefSeq and is a predicted model, not a curated record. Lineage: Eukaryota; Metazoa; Chordata; Actinopteri; Cyprinodontiformes; Cyprinodontidae. Gene Ontology annotation, molecular function: peptide binding; vasopressin receptor activity. Gene Ontology annotation, biological process: regulation of systemic arterial blood pressure by vasopressin; G protein-coupled receptor signaling pathway; positive regulation of vasoconstriction. The coding region runs from base 129 to 1199 and encodes 356 amino acids. The transcript is spliced from 2 exons.
UUUGACUUUUUAAUGAGCCUGUUGAGUUUCAUUCUAUCUGCUUUGUGUUUAUAAUAUUCAAAUGGUUCUACUCUGUGCUGGUUUUGUAGUGGUGCUGAUCUCCUCUGGGCAGUGUUUGGAGUGAGGAGAUGGCUCGGUCCAGUGCGAACACCAGUAACACCAGUUUGGAGAGUGUCCUGCCUGGGGAUGAGCCUCGGGAUGAACGCCUGGCUCGCCUGGAAAUAGCCCUGCUGUCCAUCAUCUUCAUAGCUGCAGGACUCCUUAACUUUGGGCUGUUGUUGGCGCUGUGGAAGCGGAGGAAGCAGCUCUCCAGGAUGCGCGUCUUUGUCUUCCACCUGUGCGUCGCCGACCUGGUGGUCACAUUCUUUCAGGUGUGCCCGCAGCUCAUGUGGGACAUCACGGACAGAUUCGUCGGUCCUGACAUCCUGUGUCGUCUGGUGAAGUACCUGCAGGUGGUCGGGAUGUUUGCCUCCACUUAUAUGAUCGUGGUGAUGACCAUUGACCGAUACCAAGCUAUCUGCAACCCCAUGGUGACUUUCCAGAGGCGCAGAGCGCGCUGGAACGGCCCGGUGUGCGCCGCCUGGUGCGUCUCCUUCAUCGGAAGCCUCCCGCAGGUCUUCAUCUUCUCCCGGGUGGAGGUCGCUCCUGGCGUGUAUGAUUGCUGGGCUCAGUUCGUCAUGCCCUGGGGUCUGAGAACCUACGUGACCUGGACGACGCUGGUGAUAUUCGUCCUACCGAUUCUCAUCGUGAUCGUGUGCCAGGUGCGCAUUUGCCGCACCGUGCACACCAACAUCCACCUGAAGGCGCACCAGGGGGAGGCGGUGACGAAGCCUCUGUCCUCCAGGGCCAGCUGCGUGGCAGGGCUAUCAAAGGCGAGGGUGAAGACGGUGAAGAUGACUGUGGUCAUCGUGCUGGCAUACAUCGUCUGCUGGGCGCCUUUCUUCACCGUGCAGCUCUGGUCUGUCUGGGACACAGAGGCGCCCACCCAGUCGGCCACCUUCACCAUCCUGAUGCUGCUUGCCAGCCUAAACAGCUGCGUGAACCCCUGCAUCUACUUGGCUUUCAGCGGGAAGUUGCCCGGAAGACUUGUGGGCCUCAUGUGUGUGGAUGAACCUGAUAUGAAGGAGUCUAUGCAGGAGGAGGCUACCAUGGUCAGCUCGUUGCACAUUAGCCUCAAAGGACUGUCAGACUGCAGAUAGAAAUCAAAAUGACUUUUCUUUUUUUCUUUUCACCUCAUGACUACCUGUUGAGGAGCAGGAUCGGGUGAUAUUUCCUAAUAAGUGUGACCAUAUUUCUGCAGGAGGCUCUCUGCAGUAGAGAUGAUUAAUGUGCAACAUGAGUUGGGAAAUGAACAACUAAAGGUUGGAAAAAGGGCAGAGAAAUACCUAAAGAAACAUCUUAUUCUAAAAUUGCCAAACUGAGAAAGUUGGUGUGCCCCAACAUUUGAAAGAAAAUGUUCAAAAUUCUGGACAGAGACGUGACCACUGCUUUGAUACUAAUUAAAAUGUGAAGAGAAAGAAAAUAAUCAUUAUUGACUUUGGAGAUCAAGCUAAAUUACUUUAUUAUCAAAGUCUACCUUUGCACUGGUUCAUGGAAGUUCUUGUCAGUUAGCUUAAAUAGUUUUACAUUUUGGCUUAUUUAGAUGAAUACACUUGCAAUAGCUAACCCAUUAUUUCUAUUAGUUAAUUUAAUUCAUAUAAUUGUAAAUAAAAAAAGAAAUAUUAAUCUGUUAUUGUCCCAUAAUAGGGAAUUUCACUCUCUGCAUUUAACUAAUCCCCUUGGGGAGCAGUGGGCUGCCACUUUUUGCGCCCGGGGAGCAGUGCGAGGUUAAGGGUCUUGCUCAGGGACCCAGACUCCUGCAACAAUCUACAGAUGUUUCCAGUUGAACAUGAGUAUUGCUCAGAUAGAAUU